Nymphalis io (European peacock) is the source of this 1614-nucleotide messenger RNA. It is a transcript of the gene Bap55, whose product is annotated as actin-like protein 6A. The record is from RefSeq and is a predicted model, not a curated record. Lineage: Eukaryota; Metazoa; Arthropoda; Insecta; Lepidoptera; Nymphalidae. The transcript is spliced from 8 exons. The coding region runs from base 138 to 1421 and encodes 427 amino acids. Gene Ontology annotation, biological process: nervous system development; regulation of transcription by RNA polymerase II. Gene Ontology annotation, cellular component: SWI/SNF complex; NuA4 histone acetyltransferase complex. Gene Ontology annotation, molecular function: chromatin binding.
AUCUGUCAAUGCUAUAAUAAUAAAUGUCAUCGAAAAAAAUAAACUAUCCCGUUGUUGUAGUUUAGGUACAUUUGAAUCGCGCCGAUUUUAUCAAUCAAAACAUAAAUAUUAAUUUAUGUUGUAAGUAAAAAUCAAAAAUGAGUGGACCGAACGGUAUGUUAUAUGGGGGAGAUGAAAUAGGUGCGUUAGUUUUCGAUCCCGGGCAUCAUUCUUUACGAGUUGGUUAUGCUCAAGAAGAUACUCCGAAAGCUGAUAUUCCAGCAGUUAUUGGUGUUGGACCUGCAACACAUAUUCCAGAGGCAGAAGAGAAGGUUCCAGAUGGAAAUGUUACUCAAAGUAAUACAAAAAAAGAUGAGUUACGCUACUACAUUGACGUGACAGAGCUGCAUGUACCCCGUCCAGGCAUGGAAGUGCAGACAUACAUGAAAGAUGGUCAGGUUGAAAAUUGGGAUCUUUUUGAGAAAAUGUUAGACUAUUGUUACUCUAAGGUUAUAAGGUCCCCAUCAGAGCAUCACCCGGCUCUGUUCACAGAGGCCGUAUGGACAACCAGACCAGCAAGGGAGAAGCUUGCAGAACUCCUGUUUGAAAAGUACCAAGCACCUGCAUUCUUUCUCGUAAAGAAUGCAGUAUUAGCGGCAUUUGCUAAUGGGAAGUCGACUGCUCUUGUUGUUGAUGCCGGAGCAUCUCAGACAUCUGCCGUUCCUGUUAUUGAUGGAUAUGCACUAGUUAGUGCAGCGGUAAGGUCUCCAGUUGGUGGUGACCACCUCGUGGCUCAAGCAAAACACAUGCUCAACAAUAUGCACAUACAGAUGCUACCCAUUUACAGCAUACAGAGCAAAGAGGUGAUCCGCGAGAGGGAAAGAGCGCGGUACACAUUGAAGACGUUACCGGCUGGUCUCACACAAUCGUGGCAACAGUACAUGUUGAAACGGCAGUAUGAAGACUUUGUACAUUGUGUGGCUCACGUCUCAGAAACAGCUUAUGACGAUCGUUCAGCGGCGUCAGUUCCCGGACUGCACUACGAGUUCCCGGGGGGGUACCACCAGGACUUCGGUCCUGAACGCUUCAAGCUGUCAGAGUGCCUCUUCGAGCAGAGUCUCGGGGCUCCGCAUUUAGUGUGCGCGGCGGCCGGCGCGUGCGACGCGGACGCGCGCGCGGCGCUGUGGGGCGCCGUGGUGGCGUGCGGCGGCGGCGCGUGCGCCACGGGCUGGCUCGAGCGCCUCGCCAAGGAGCUGGCCGGCCGCGCGCCCUCCGCGCACCGCCUCAAGGUCACCGCGCCGCCCGCGCCCGCCGAGCGACGCUUCGCCGCCUGGAUCGGUGGAUCGAUCCUGGCUUCGAUCGGUUCCUUUCAACAGAUGUGGAUAUCGUCACAGGAGUACGACGAAGGUGGCAAGGGACAGCUGGAGAGGAAAUGUCCCUAGGAGCAUAUCGAUAAAUAAAUAUGUAAGAAAAAUAACAAAUAUGGACUUUCAUAAAUUUUUUAGUUUUGUGAAUACAACUGCUGCUACUUUUAUAUGAACCCGUAAAAUCAAUAAAUUGUGUUUUUGGUCACGACAAACCUGUAAAAAACAUGUAUGAGUGAUUGCGAGUGAUUAAUAAAUAGUUAUAAGUAUU